GAGACACCUGUCAUCACUCACCUGUCUGGUACCUGAAGAGCACUUAACAUUUACCUGACCGCUGGUUCUCUCUUUUUCAGAUCUGUGAGCAUCCACCUCCCUCCAGACGUUCAUUAGCUUUCAUCAUGAAGAUUCUGCUGGUCCUCUCUGUUCUCCUCUGUGCUGCUCUGUCCAUCAGGGCUGCAACAGUUGUUCCAGCUGAGGGUGCUGCAGUACCACAGGAUAACAAACCUGCACCAGAAUCAGAGAUGGAUGCUGCUACUCAUGUUGCUGAUGGUAGAGGACCUGUUCGACCUCAAGCCCGUUUUGAUUUCUGCCUUGAUGGCUGGCAUAGUUUCGUGGUAACUGCUACUUUAGCCAACCAGGUUUCUUCCUGGAGCAAUGCAGAGCGCUAUUGUGCCGGCUUUGGUGGCAGUCUAGCUUCAGUCCACAACGUCUUGGAGUAUAAUUUCCUCCAGCGUCUGGUCAAGACUGGGGGCCACACUUUUGCCUGGAUUGGAGGUUUCUAUUUCCAGGGUUGCUGGAGAUGGGAAGAUGGCUCAGUGUUUGACUAUACCAACCAGGGAUCAAUGAGCUCCACUUCCAGUUACCAGUGCCUGCAGGACCCUGGACAUGACCUGGAUUACGCCUCAUGGGUCACACAGCAGGGUAAGGACUGA
This is a messenger RNA of Perca flavescens (yellow perch), 659 nucleotides long. RefSeq names its product ladderlectin. The coding region runs from base 126 to 659 and encodes 177 amino acids. Lineage: Eukaryota; Metazoa; Chordata; Actinopteri; Perciformes; Percidae. The transcript has 8 exons. The record is from RefSeq and is a predicted model, not a curated record.